This is a messenger RNA of Saccostrea echinata, 1258 nucleotides long. RefSeq names its product galactose mutarotase-like. Lineage: Eukaryota; Metazoa; Mollusca; Bivalvia; Ostreida; Ostreidae. The coding region runs from base 36 to 1088 and encodes 350 amino acids. Gene Ontology annotation, molecular function: carbohydrate binding; aldose 1-epimerase activity. The transcript has 8 exons. The record is from RefSeq and is a predicted model, not a curated record. Gene Ontology annotation, biological process: beta-D-galactose catabolic process via UDP-galactose, Leloir pathway; glucose metabolic process.
UAGAUGACCCAGAUUUGAGAUUGAUCAGCGUGGAGAUGGCGGAAGGUAAAGUCAUUCCUACUCGGGACAGUUUUGGUCGCCUGCAGGACGGCACAGAAAUCAGCAGGUUUACAUUUAAGAACAAAAAUAACAUAACCGUCCGGAUAAUUAAUUAUGGUGGAAUUGUAACGGAUAUCUUAGUUCCUGAUAAAAACGGAAAGGUGGUAGAUAUAAACUUGGGAUUUGAUGACAUCAAAGGGUAUGAAGCACGUCAUCCUUAUUUUGGAGCUAUAUGUGGAAGAGUGGCAAACAGAAUCGCUGGAGGAAAAUUUACCCUUGAUGGGAAAGAGUAUCAAUUGGCGGUUAACAACGGUCCUAACCACCUACAUGGUGGUGUGAAGGGGUUUGAUAAGAUGGUAUGGAAAGCAAGAGUGGACGACGACACGCUUGUACUGACGUACGUAAGUCCUGAUGGCGAGGAACACUAUCCGGGGGAGUUAACCGUAGAGGUUAGAUACCGUCUGACCAAUGAGAACGAACUUGUCAUUGAUUACACGGCAACCACAACAAAAGCCACGCCCAUUAACCUUACAAACCACGCCUACUUUAAUCUAGCUGGGCAGGGUUAUCCAAACAUAGAUGACCACGUGCUUUGGAUUGAUGCCUACACGUACACUCCUUUGGAUCAGAACAUUAUUCCAACAGGCGUCAUUACAUCUGUGGAAGGAACAGCCUAUGACCUGAGGACGCCUACACGCUUAGGCGAUCGCCUUAAAUACGUAAACAACGGGAAAGGAUAUGACAUUAACUUCUGUGUCGGAGGGCAGCUAGGGAAACUCACUCGAGUUGCUAGUCUAGAACAUCCACCUUCCGGGCGUAAAAUGGAAGUAUUUACGACAGAGCCAGGAAUACAGUGCUACACCGGAUGUAAUAUGGCCACGGGGGUUUUCGGGAAGGGUGGCGUCGAGUACCAGAAGUUUGCUUCCGUUUGUUUAGAGACACAACAUUACGCUAACAGUGUAAACCAGCCAAAUUUUCCAAACACGAUCCUUCGUCCAGGAGAGACCUAUCGCCAUACAACUGUGUACAAAUUCGGACUGACUGCUUAGGAACAUUCUGAGGAGAAUUCAUGUAACUUUUACAAGUUCAUGUAACAUUUACAAGUUCAUGUAACAUUUAUAAGUUCAUGUAACAUUUACAUGUUCAUGUGACAAAGAUAGAAGACUUUUGCAAUUGUCAUUUGAAAAAUCCAGUUUCAAUAAAUAUACAUAUGCCUAAA